Molecule: messenger RNA, 876 nt
Organism: Oryzias melastigma (Indian medaka)
Lineage: Eukaryota; Metazoa; Chordata; Actinopteri; Beloniformes; Adrianichthyidae
Gene: ciao2a
Product: cytosolic iron-sulfur assembly component 2A
Exons: 5
Coding region: 127-603 (158 amino acids)
Source: RefSeq, a predicted model, not a curated record
ACGCGACUCUCCAGUGCUUACUCUUAGAAAUCUGGAGAGAGCGUUAGCCCCGCCCUGUGCCUUUCUCUUCCUCUUCAGUCUGUCGUCGCCUCGUUCGGGCUCGUUUAUUAUGGCGGUUUUAGAAGUAUGGAAUCGGUGUUACGCCUCGCAUCGCUGAGCUUCUCUCUGGUUUUACAGCUUGUUGAAAGAAGGGAUGCUAAUAAAAGCACAAAAAUGGAGGAAAAGGCGUUAGAAGUUUACGAUGUGAUCCGAUCGAUCCGGGACCCGGAGAAACCCAACACACUGGAAGAACUGGAGGUGGUGACUGAGAAAUGUGUGGAGGUCCAAGAUCUGGGAGAGGACGAGUACCUGAUCAUCAUCAGGUUUUCCCCCACCGUCCCUCACUGCUCCCUCGCUACUCUCAUUGGUUUAUGCCUCCAGGUGAAGCUGCAGCGCUGUUUGCCUUUCAAACACAAGCUGGAAAUUUACCUUUCCGAAGGAACCCAUUCUACAGAGGAAGACAUAAACAAACAGAUCAAUGAUAAGGAGCGAGUGGCCGCCGCUAUGGAGAACCCCAACCUCAGAGAGAUCGUGGAGCAGUGCGUGACGGAACCAGACGACUGAGCUUCUGUGUGUCUGAUCAAAGUCUCAGUCUGAGCAAAGUGUUGGAUGAAGUUGGACCUUUUUGACUCAGAAGAAGAACCCGUUUUUUGUCCUUUUUUUGGGGUGGAGGAAGGUGUGCGUGUGUGUGUGUGGGGGUUUAAACACCUCCGUUAUGAUGCAAGAAUAAAAAUGAUGACAAAAGUUUUCAGGAGAAAAUGCUUGAGAAGUUUGGAUCUUAGUAAAAAUGACUUGUACUUUCAGAUUUUAUACAUGAAUUAAAGCUGUUGUGUGUCA